Molecule: messenger RNA, 2586 nt
Organism: Catharus ustulatus (Swainson's thrush)
Lineage: Eukaryota; Metazoa; Chordata; Aves; Passeriformes; Turdidae
Gene: LEAP2
Product: liver enriched antimicrobial peptide 2
Exons: 3
Coding region: 2192-2425 (77 amino acids)
Biological process (GO): defense response to bacterium; antimicrobial humoral immune response mediated by antimicrobial peptide
Source: RefSeq, a predicted model, not a curated record
UGCCAUCCCAACCCUGCCGUGCCAGCCUCCAUCUCUGAUCCAAGCCCCAUUCCAAACUGGGAUGGCUGCUGCCUGACCUGUGGCAGUGGCAGUUUGACCCAUGGGCAUUGCAGAAUCUAAACAAGGUGCUUGAAAAGUUUUCACUCGUUUAUUUCUGUUCUCCUUUGGGCAAUUAUUAGAAGCAGCAACAGAGCAACAUUUUGUGUUUUUUUCUCACAUCCCUGCUGUGGUGUCUUACCAGCCUGUGGGAAUUGAGGCCAUGGAAAGGACCAGCUCAGUUAUACUCUUUUUUUCCCCCCCAGUUUCUUGCACAGAGCAGUUUGCUGCCUGACAGGGACAGUCUAAUGCUAUUAGUGACCCAGAAGGACAGACAACAAUUCUGAUAUAGAUAUAAAUAAAUAUAAACCAUCACAGAGUACCAGCCUUCCCCAGCCAAAUAAACUGAGACAGUGACUUACAGAGGGCUCUGCUGCUCUUCCAAACCUGGUGCUUUAUGGAAGAAGUCAGGGCUCCUGCUGCUGCCUUGUCCUCCUUUAUGUUCUACACUAGUGCCUGAUGGAAAUGGCAGAAAUCAAAACUCAGAUGCAUGAAAAGAAAGGAGUCCAUGGGAAAAACAACUGACAAAUUCCCAGCCAAAUAUAAAUUAACUUUUUAAGUUCAGCUACUUAGCUCCAUGAUUUCCUGUUCCAUUUCCUUCCUUCUUUAAGAUUCCCUUCUUAAGAUUCAGAGAAGCAAAACAAAUAGGGUAGAGGAAGGUAUGUAAGAACCAUCCUAGGAUGGGAAUUAUCAAAAAGUGGUGGUAGCCUCUGCUGGGAAGGUUUUUCUUUUCAUCCCAGUGAAAUUUGGGCUAAGGGCUAAUCAUCUGACAUCACAGCAUUAUCUAAGUCACUUGCACUCCACGCUGGCACUUGUGCCUUCAUAUUAAGCAAUCAAAGAAACAGACCCUGUGACAUCCAGAUCUGCAUUUACAAUUUAGCCAAAACACAGUUCUUUAUACACUUACUAUUUUAUAAAGUAUUUGCUUGAAUUAAAACCUGUUCCAAAACCUGACACAAGCUGCAAGGUCACUGCAAUCUCAGAUGUCUUGACCUGACAGAUGUGGGGCAGAUGUGGGAGGCAGAGAGCAGCACAGCAUGAUUUGGGUUGGAAAGGCCCUUAAAGCUCCUGCAGUUCCCCCCACCUUCACCAGCCCAGGCUGCUCCAAGCCCCAUCCAAGGAGAUCCACAGGGUCCCACAGGUGAGGAGCCAUGAGACACAAACAUGGGACAAGCACACUGUGUAAGCAGAGGGCAGAGAUGAGAGGCACCAGCUCUGCUCACACUCCUCUGCUGCUGCAAUCUCACUCCACAAUGGAAAAACUGAAACUUCCUCUCAAUGACAGAGCCUCUCCACCCCCACGGGAGCUGCUGGCAUUUUUGGGAGCCUGAUGGUGAGUGACACAGUUUGGGGGCAGAGAUGGCUCAUCCAGAGAAACCACAGUCUGCACAAGGAGCAGCUCCAGACAAGCCCUGAGCAGCCUCUUCCAUUAUUGACCUCGAGAUGAUUAUCUUUGACACCUUUGGCUUGCUGGGGGAAGAGCUCUGUGAGUUAUCACACAUUGUACAUUCCCAAACCCAGCUGGAAAGUGUUACACCUGCUUUUUGAGCACUGUGUGCCUGGAAAUAAAGGUUAAGCAACUUCCUUACGGUUCUUUCAUUACCAAGAGCGAGAAACAAAUCAAAAGCACAAUUGUCUGCUCCGAAUCAGCUUGGCAAGACAACCCUUACCCCUGCUUGGCAAACUCAGCCACUGAAGCUAAAUUAAGCUUUUGAUCUUGACCAUAAUAACUUGGGCCAGCCCCACUUUUGCUUACAAAUAGACCAUGGAGUUCUGGUAACAUCUUAGGAGGGCUUUAAAAAAACGGAACAGUUGGCACAAGGGGUCAGCACAACUGACCAGACAAAGUACAAGUGGAAGGGGAGUAAAUCAUUAGCUUGAGAUAGGCCUUGAACCAGAUCACUGCAGCACAUGUAGACUUAGCAAUUCUCUCUUGCUCCAAAGCGAACUUUGGCCCUGUAAUAACUGGCAGCUGAUGCAAUGAUAAGAGAAUGAAGUCUAUAAAAAUGUAGCUGCAAGCCUGGGAAGUCCUGACUGGAACUCUUUGUGCCUCCUCCGCCCACGGCUGCUCCAGGUGACAGCUCCUGCUGGGAAGAUGCACUGGUGGAAAGUGAUGGCAGCCCUUCUGCUCUGCUCACUGCUGCUCAGCCAGAGCCACGGCGUGUCCCUGUCCCUGUCCCCAGCCCGCAGCCCCCGGCAGCGGCGCAUGACGCCCUUCUGGAGAGGAGUGUCCCUGAGACCCAUCGGAGCCUCGUGCAGGGACAACAGCGAGUGCCUCACCAUGCUCUGCAGGAAAAACCGCUGCCUGCUCUCCACAGCCUCAGCGUGAGCUGGCACCAAGCACAGCCUGCACUGUUACUGCUGAACAUGCUCCACACACUUGGGAUGUAUUUAUUGACUGCUCAGGAGCUGCAAGGGCCUCCAGCAAUCAGAGUAUUUAAUAUUUCUGUCACAUGUGCUGAUAAAAGGACUUCAAAGAGCUCGAGAGCA